Misgurnus anguillicaudatus (oriental weatherfish) is the source of this 1999-nucleotide messenger RNA. NCBI's taxonomy places the organism in Eukaryota, Metazoa, Chordata, Actinopteri, Cypriniformes, Cobitidae. The record is from RefSeq and is a predicted model, not a curated record.
UAUUCUUUCUUUCACUAACAGCCCUGCUAAAAGAACAAUAGAAAUUCUAUUGGAUUUAUUGUUUUUAAUGGGAAUUUUAUUGGUUGUAUUGGAAACUAUAAUGGUCUCUAAUCUCUACUGGUAUAUGUAUGAUUUCUAUUGGUGGGGCCAUUAAAUCCUAAUGGAAUAUGUCCCAAAACACACUACAAAAAGGAAUUUUGUAGUUGUUUUAAUGGUAAAAGAUCAUGGUUCCUAUUGGUAUUUUAAUGGAAACCAUUAGGAAUUUCUGUAAUGGUGUUACUGGUUUUUUUUUCAGCAGGGUAGUUAUCAGAUCACUGUUUAACCAUAUUCAAUUAAAAGAAAAUAAAGGUUAGUCAGGUAAGUGACGUAUCGGGUUUACCAUCAGCAGCGCGUGACUCCAUGCUGACACGGCAACGGGACGCGCGUGCGCGAAAUUUCGGUUCCGUUGUUCUCCGAGUGAAAAAAACAGAGGAUCACGCAAACACAGAGACGGUAACCGCAUCUGAGUCCGUAUCGAAACACGCGCGAUGAGCGGCGGCGUGUACGGGGGAGAUGAAGUUGGAGCUUUGGUCUUUGAUAUCGGCUCUUUCUCCACUCGAGCAGGAUAUGCAGGGGAGGACUGUCCUAAGGCAGAUUUUCCCACUUCUAUAGGAGUGCACAUUGAGGAGGAGCCAGCUGAAAUGGGGGCGGAGCAAGAUACAAGCUGCGGGCGGAGCUAUUACAUAGACACCACAGCGCUGCAUGUGCCAAGAGCGGGUGUAGAGCUCAUAUCUCCAUUAAAGAAUGGCAUGAUUGAGGAUUGGAACGCUUUUCAAGCCAUAAUCGACCACAUCUACAGCAAACACAUCAAAUCUGAUCCCAGUUUACACCCUGUCCUCAUGUCGGAAGCACCAUGGAACUCGCGGGCGAAGCGAGAGAAGUUAACUGAACUGAUAUUUGAGCAUUACAACAUUCCAGCCUUCUUCUUGUGCAAGACCGCAGUACUCACCGCAUUUGCUAAUGGGCGUGCCACAGGCCUCAUACUGGACAGCGGAGCGACACACACCACUGCCAUCCCAGUGCAUGACGGGUACGUCCUGCAGCAAGGGAUUGUGAAGUCUCCUCUGGCGGGCGAUUUUAUCACCAUGCAGUGCCGUGAAUUAUUCCAGGAGAUGAACAUCGACACGGUUCCUCCGUACAUGAUCGCUUCAAAGGUACCAAAGUUCUCCUGCCGUUCCCCCGUCGGUCUCCUGUAUCUCUCUCACGUGUUGAGUCUCUGGUCUGUCUGUGUCUGUCAGGAACCCGUGAGAGAAGGUGCACCUCCGGUCUGGAUAAAGAAAGACAAACUCCCUCCGGUCACAAAGUCCUGGCACACCUACAUGUGCAAUGAGGUGAUUCAGGAUUUUCAGGCAUCUGUGCUGCAGGUGUCUGACUCACCGUAUGAUGAACAGGUGGCUGCUCAGAUGCCAACGCUUCACUACGAGAUGCCGAGUGGCUACAGUACAGAAUAUGGAGCUGAACGUUUACGGAUACCAGAGGGUCUCUUUGAUCCUUCUAAUGUAAAGGGCCUGUCCGGAAACACGAUGCUGGGCGUCGGACACGUGGUCACGACAAGCAUCGGCAUGUGCGAUAUGGACAUCAGACCGGGUUUGUACGGCAGCGUGAUUGUGACGGGUGGUAACACACUCUUACAGGGCUUCACAGAGAGACUCAACAGUGAACUGUCACAGAAAGCACCGCCCAGUAUGAGACUGAAGCUCAUUGCCUCUAACAGCUCCAUAGAGCGAAGAUUCAGCUCCUGGAUUGGAGGAUCAAUUCUGGCUUCACUGGGCACCUUCCAACAGAUGUGGAUCUCCAAACAGGAAUAUGAUGAAGGAGGAAAACAAAGUGUGGAGAGAAAAUGUCCCUGACACACAAAAACACACAGUGAAUGUUACUGCUCUGUACAAACUGAAUGACUCUUUCAGAUGUUCAUGAUAUAUUUACAGCCGUCUAAUAAACAUCAUCAGCUCAUGUGUGA